This is a messenger RNA of Fusarium redolens, 5490 nucleotides long. RefSeq lists its product as uncharacterized. Gene Ontology annotation, cellular component: mitochondrion. The record is from RefSeq and is a predicted model, not a curated record. Gene Ontology annotation, molecular function: metal ion binding; methylcrotonoyl-CoA carboxylase activity; urea carboxylase activity. The coding region runs from base 1 to 5490 and encodes 1829 amino acids. Lineage: Eukaryota; Fungi; Ascomycota; Sordariomycetes; Hypocreales; Nectriaceae. The transcript has a single exon.
AUGACUGGACUUGAUACUGCCACCAACGGCUUGGAAGAUCUUCCGAACGGCAGUACGAAUUCAUCCCCCUUGACGAUUUCCCAGUGGAAAUCUGCCCAGAUUGCCGGAAAUGGCCUCGAACGACUCCUCUCUCUCAUUUCGACCGAGAGAGCAGCCAAUCCUACAUCCAAAGCCUGGAUCUCGUUAGCUUCUCCUGAACAGAUCAGAGCCCAAUGGACAAAGCUUCAGACCUUAAGCGCUGACUCCACAUCCCUCCCCCUGUAUGGAGUCCCCUUCGCUGCAAAAGAUAACAUCGAUGUCGAAGGUUUCAUCACCACUGCUGCAUGUCCAACAUUCAGCUCCUCCCCAGCUGUAUCUGAUGCCACAGUGAUUGCGAAGCUCAAAGCCGCUGGGGCAAUCCUUAUCGGAAAGACGAAUCUCGAUCAAUUCGCUACUGGCCUGGUGGGUACGAGAUCGCCAUAUGGUGCUGUCCCGAACUCCUUCGAUCCCAGUCGUGUCAGCGGUGGCUCCAGUUCUGGAAGUGCUGUCGUUGCUGCUCGUGGCAUUGUGCCCUUCUCUCUUGGUACGGAUACAGCUGGCUCUGGUCGAGUCCCAGCAGGGUUCAACAAUAUUGUGGGAUUGAAGCCGACUCGUGGUGCAUUGAGCACUCAUGGAGUGCUUCCUGCAUGCAAGACUCUCGAUUGUGUGUCCAUAUUCAGCCUUACGGUUGAUGAUGCAGAGACCGUCUUGUCUGUCGCCGAAGGAUACGAUAUCCAAGAUUCAUAUUCGAGAGCGCGACCUGACCCUGACAUUGCUCCUUAUAAUGAGUUCGGAGGCUCGGCAAGUCUCACUAAGCCUUCUCUUGCAAUUUGUGCUUCUCCAGACUGGUUUGGCAGAGACGAUCAUUACCCAGCAUAUGAAAAGGCUCUUGCCAAAGCUUCUGCUUUGGGGUGGAGUCUCGUUCCCGUGGAUUUCUCCCUCCUCUUUCGUCUUGCGCGACUCUUGUAUAACGGUCCGUGGGUUGCUGAGCGAUACGAAGCCAUCCGAGGCUUUAUCGAGAGUGCCGCUCCCGAAGAAAUGGAUCCUGUUGUGCGAAAGAUCAUUGUCAGAGCGCAAUCCCUUUCAGCAGCAGAUGUUUUUGAGGGUGAAUACCUUCGUCAAGAACUUACACGUCAAAUUGAGCAGGAAUUCGCUCGGUUCAAUGGUCUCUUGGUACCCACGUCUCCGACAUUCCCUACGCUGGAUGAGCUUGUCAAGAACCCGAUCGAGGAGAAUUCGAUUCUGGGCACUUAUACCAAUUUCGUGAACUUUUUAGACUGGUCGGCGCUCUCUAUCCCUGCAGGUUUUCGACCUGAUGGACUUCCAUUUGGUUUGACGCUCAUUUCGACUUGUUGGCAAGAGCCGGUUCUUCUGUCAUGGGCUCGGGAGUGGUUUGGUGACGAAGAAAGGUGGUUGGGUGCGACUGGUGUAAAAGCUCGGGAGUCUCGCGUUUCAAAAUCGUCGGUCCCCUCGAAUUAUAUCCCCAUUGCUGUCGUUGGUGCGCAUCUCACCGGGUUCCCUCUCAACAAAGAUGUAGUCACUCGUGGCGGAAGAUUCCUGAGUGCCACGAAGACAUCAUCAUCUUAUCGGCUGUACUCGCUGAACACAGCAGUCGGUCCCAAAAAGCCAGGUCUGAAGCGAGUGUCCGCCGACGAAGGAGCAGAAAUCGAGAUCGAAGUCUGGAGCCUGCCCAAGAUUUCCCUCGCGAGCUUCAUGCUAACAAUUCCUCCUCCUCUUGCAAUCGGUUCAAUCGAACUCAAAGAUGGGUCCUGGGUAAAGGGGUUCGUAUGCGAGCCUUGCGCCUUCGAUGAAGCUGUUGACAUCACCAGCCACGGCGGUUGGCGAGCAUAUCAUGCAUCUCUCGAGAAGGAGGCCAAAUCUUUGGUAAACGGGGUUCGUAAGCGUACUAUCUCGACAGUUCUUGUAGCAAAUCGUGGCGAAAUCGCGGUUCGCAUAAUCGAGACGAUACACAAAAUGGGUCUUCGAGCUGUUGCCAUCUACUCCGAGAUAGACGCAGAUGCCGCACACGUUAGCAAAGCUGAUAUUGCUCUCAAGCUUGAGGGUUCUUCGGUGUCUGAGACUUAUCUGGAUAUCGAACAGAUACUGGGCUUAGCUGCUCAAUCCUCAGCUGAUGCCAUCAUCCCUGGCUAUGGAUUCCUCUCUGAGAAUGCCGAGUUUGCUACUGCCGUUGAAGAGAGAGGCAUGAUAUGGAUUGGACCAACUCCACAGCAAAUGGCUGAUCUCGGAUUGAAGCAUCGUGCCCGUGCUAUUGCGGUCGAAGCAAGAGUUCCCACUGUCCCUGGAUGCGAUACCCUUCUUACAUCACUGGAAGAAGCCCUCAACGAAGGGGAGCGAAUUGGGUUCCCGUUGAUGCUGAAGAGUACUGCUGGUGGCGGCGGUAUCGGUCUAAGCUACUGUAAGGAUAGACAGAGCUUGGCCGCAACGUUCGAGAGCGUUCAACGGCAAGCGGAAGCUAAUUUUGGUAACGGGGGCGUUUUUAUCGAAAGGUUCAUACAACGGGCUCGCCACGUUGAAGUCCAAAUCCUCGGAGACGGCACAGGUCGUGUAAUGGCGGCUGGCGAACGAGACUGCUCUUUACAACGGCGCCACCAGAAGAUUGUUGAAGAAAGCCCCGCGAUAUUGGUCCCUGAGUCCGUUCGGGCGGAAAUGCGAGCGGCUGCAAUUCGCCUCGCUUCAUCGGUCAAGUACCGCAAUGUCGGCACAGUCGAGUUCAUCUAUGAUAUCGAUUCGAGGGAGUUCUACUUCCUUGAAGUGAAUACUCGGUUACAAGUUGAGCAUCCUGUGACUGAGUCAGUAACUGGUCUUGACCUUGUGGAGUGUAUGAUCAAUAUUUCCGAUGGAAAUACAACCCACCUGUUCGAUACAGAGCUCCAAGUGUCUGGUGCUUCAAUUGAGGUCCGUGUAUAUGCUGAGAGCCCCCUUCAGUCUUUCCGCCCCUGCGCUGGUCGUAUCACUGCUCUUGAGUUCCCUUCCUCUCUUCGAGUUGAUACAUGGAUCCAACUCGGCACUGAGGUCACGACUGCUUUCGAUCCCCUGGUGGCCAAACUCAUUGCUUUGGGGGCUGAUCGUGAAGAAGCUAUCGAGGCGUUAGCUAAAGGCCUUGCAGCCACUCGCAUCGAAGGCGUACAAACUAACCUUGGAUAUCUGCGCCAGAUUGUAGCCUCUCCCAUUUUCAAAUCCGGUGAUUAUACGACAAAGUCGCUAGACGCCUUCCAGUUUCAAUCCUCCUCUUUUGAAGUCCUUCAGCCUGGGGCUUUGACCACGGUUCAAGACUACCCCGGCCGUACUGGAUACUGGAACAUCGGUAUCCCUCCCGGCGGCCCAAUGGAUUCUUCCUCCUUUCGACUAGCUAAUCGUAUUGUGGGCAAUCCCUCAGACGCCGCUGGGCUCGAAUGUACUCUGAGAGGCCCAUCUUUGAAGUUCCAUUGUGAUGCUGUGAUUGCCGCCGUUGGUGGUGUUGCACAAGUCACCAUCGACGAUGUGGCGAUUUCCAUGAACCAAGCCAUUGGUAUCAAAGCAGGCCAGACCCUGAUUAUUGGUGUCGUUGAGCAUGGCCACCGUGUGUAUCUCGCUAUUCGUGGAGGAAUCGAAGUCCCGGUCGUGAUGGGCAGUCGCGCGACUUUCGAACUUGGAAAGCUCGGAGGCUUCGGCGGUCGUAAGCUUCAAGCUCGUGAUAUCCUAGCCGUCAGUCCUACAGAUGCCUCUAUCAGUGAGGUACAAGCAAUAUCACCAGUGCCUGUGCCAACUCACUCCAAGGCCUCAUGGACCAUCAGAGUCAUCCCCGGGCCCCACGGCGCUCCAGACUACUUCACCCCUGAAAGCGUCAAGUCGUUAUACCUCAGCGACUGGAAGGUUCAUCACAACAGUAACCGCCUUGGUGUUCGUCUCACUGGCCCUCAGCCAGAAUGGUCUCGCAAAAGCGGCGGCGAAGCUGGCUUGCAUCCUUCCAAUAUCCAUGACGCUCCGUACUCGAUAGGUAGCGUAAGCUUCACUGGGGAUGAGGCUGUCGUUCUGGGCUGUGAUGGUCCGAGUCUUGGUGGAUUCGUGGUGAUGUGUGUGGUGUGCUCUGCGGAUCUGUGGAAGAUGGGACAGGUUCGGCCGGGGGAUACGAUUCGUUUCGAUCCUAUCGAUGUUGCGACUGCAGUUGGGUUAGAGAAGAGGCUCAAUGAAGUUAUUGAGACGCUCGCACCUCUUGAAGUCUUGGACAGCAUUCCGUCUGAUGAAGUGGUUCUGGCACAGAAGUUGGGAAGCAUUCCCGCUGUCGCGGGUACCAUCGAACAUGACGGCCAAAGGGUCACCGCCCGUCAAGCAGGUGAUCGAGCGUUUCUUCUGGAGUUCGGUGAUGCCUCUGCCUUCGAUCUUCGCCACAACUUCGAGAUAUCAGCAUUCUGCGAAAACCAUGAGAAGAAGCCCAUCGCCGGGGUCGAAGAACUCACCCCAGGCGUCUUCAGCCUCCACGUCACUUACACGCACGGUCUGUCCCCAGAAGUGAUGCUAUCACGUUUGACAGACCAUAUCCGCUCGUACAAAGUCUCCUCAAAAGUCCCCUCAAGAAGUGUUCGUCUCCCCAUCACGUUCGACGAUAGUGUCAGCCGCGCCGCCAUCGAUAGAUACUCAGCAACAAUUCGUCCAAACGCGCCCUGGCUUCCCAGCAACAUCGACUUCCUUCAAAAGCUCAACGGUAUCUCUGAUCUGACCGAAGUUUUGAGCGCCGCUGAAUUCGUGGUCCUUGGUCUAGGGGACGUGUUCAUGGGUUCACCUUGUGCAAUCCCCUUGGAUCCGCGCCAUCGCUUGUUCGGAACAAAGUACAACCCUUCGCGUUCUUUCACGCCUCGUGGCGCUGUUGGUAUCGGGGGGCAGUAUAUGUGCAUCUACGCGACGGGUUCGCCUGGCGGGUAUCAGCUUGUCGGAAGAACUGUUGAGAUCUGGGAUCCGGACCGUGUCGACACUGAAGCUUGGUUCUUUCGGCGUUUUGACAGGAUUUCUUUUUAUUCUGUCACGGAAGUGGUGCUGGAUGGAACAGCGAGGUCUGAGCUUGUGCAGAUCAGUGAUGGGGUUCUGGAUCUCGAACAGUACGAGACGUGGCUUACUACAAACAAAGAGGACAUUGCCGCGGCCGCGGAUCAGCAAGCAAAGGCCAUUUCCAACGCGCCCUUUUUCGAUGAAUUGGUUCUUCCGUAUCAAGUCGAGUCUGUCGUCAAUAGACAUGGCCCGAGUCUGGAUAGUUCGAGUCUUGAUGGUGAACGAGUCAAGGCGACGAUGCCGGGUCGAUGCUACAAGGUCCAGGUGAAAGAAGGGAGUGUUGUGGACAAGGGUGAUGUUCUAGUCUGUGUUGAGUCAAGUAAGAUGGAAGUCGAGAUUCGCAGUCCUGUCAGUGGGAAAUGCGUGGCUGUUUUGGUGCAGGCGGGGGACUUGAUUGACGUGGAAGAUGACCUGGUAGUCAUUGAAUGA